CCAACUUAUUUGCCUCCUACCAAAAAACUACAGACAACAGUCGAAACACGUCCGCCGAUAACAAAAGCAGCCACAAUAACUGAGACAAUAAAAAAAAACACACCACCAACAACCUAUCGAACAAGAGGUACGGUCCCAACCACAAGUUAUAAAACUACGUUACGGGUUCCUACAACUGCUUACGCAACAACUAAGCGAACUCCAACUGUAGGAACAACACCACUAUCAACCACGACACCAGUGAGAUUUUCAACAACGUCAAAGCAAACAACUCAGGCACGUACUCAAAGAACUUCUAUUAAGCCACAGCCACCGGCAACAACUGCAACCGUAAGAACUUUUACAGAAACAACCAAACCUAUUACAGUAAGCUAUGGGACAACAAGCAAGGCACCAAUAACUUUAUUUAGAACAACAAUAGGUAUCCCUACGACUAUUUACACAACAACCACGCGAGCUCCAACCACAGAAAGAACAAGAUCACCAACCAUUCCUAGGCGAGAACUUUCAAUAACACCAAAACGAAUAACUCAAACUUCAACUCAAAAAACAAGCACUCCCGGUCCAACUUAUUUGCCUCCCACCCAAAAACCACGGACAACAGCCAAAACGCGUCUACCUUUAACAAAAACAGUCACAACAACUAAUAUAAUAAAGACGAAUACGCCAGCAACAACCUAUCGAACAAGAGCUACCGUCCCAACAUUAACAUAUAAAACUACAUUACGGGUUCCUACAAUUGGUUACAUAACAACAACGCGAACUCCAAGUACAGCAACACCAAGACCAUCAAUCACAACAGUAGGGAGAUUUUCAACAACGUCAAAGCAAAUAACCAAAGCGCCAACACAAACUUACCUUCCACCGUCUGUUAAGACACCGGCAACAACAGUGACCGUGAGAAGUUAUACAGAAAAAACCAAACUUCCCACAGUAAGCUACGUGACAACAACCAAAGCCCCAACUACGUUGCUUAGAACGACAGCUGGUCCGCCCACGAUUAUUUAUUCAACAACCACACGAGCUCCAACUACAGAAAGAACAAGACUGCUAACUACAACAACACGAAAAGCUCCAACAACACAAAAACAAGUAACUCAACCACCAACUCAA
This is a messenger RNA of Glossina fuscipes, 1113 nucleotides long. RefSeq names its product mucin-2-like. The record is from RefSeq and is a predicted model, not a curated record. The annotation marks the transcript as partial. NCBI's taxonomy places the organism in Eukaryota, Metazoa, Arthropoda, Insecta, Diptera, Glossinidae. The transcript has a single exon.